AUGGACUGCUGCAACUACGGGGAGUACCGCGGGCCGGGCCAGUACGCGCCCGCCUGGGACGGCUACGGCGGCUACGCACCGCUGCCCUACGCGCCCUACGCGCACGCCUACUACGCGCCGCACGCGCACGACCCCUACGCGCGAUACUAUCGCUAUGAUUAUCCCAGUCAUCACAUGCACCAUGAACAUGUCAUGCCUAUGGAUUACGGCGGGUACGCGUCGAAGGAGGCGCGCGUGCGACGCUCGCUGGCGCGGCGGGAACAGCGCGCGCACACCCCCGCUCAACACCUGCCUCUCCCACCCACGCCACCGCUAGAAUGUGGAAUGAACGGUCGGGGUCCCGCUUACUGCGAACCGCAGAUGUGGCCGCAUUAUCAGCAGAUGGGUGCUAUGGGUGGCGGUGGCUGGAGUGGCGCGAACGCAGCUAACGGGUGGGCCCCGCGCAAUGCGUGCUCGCGUGACCACAUGCGGUAUCCUCCUGAAUGUCGCCCGAUGAAGAGUGCUCAUUUGCAUAGUCAGAGUCAGGCUUGUCAACAAGAUGGGAGAUCCACGCCUUAUCCUGUUUAUGAAGAUACGCAUUACAAUGGAGAGGGCAGUGCAAGGCAAAGAAAUACCCCCGAAUUCACGCCGGCUGUAACACAGAGUGAAGCAAGCCGCGCUCCUCGUGAACGUUUUCCUGUCGAGCCCCGUCGCUCGCCUCCCGAAGAGAAGCGGGCGCCGCCAGUAGUUCCGCUGCCAGCUUUCCAACAAGCGUUUGGGUCCACAGAGAUUGGGAAAUUUGCCGAGGCAUUUAGUCGGACGGAGAUCGCAGUGGACGACACUCCCGCCGACAAUUUUAUGUACGAGUCGUUUCCCGAGUGGGAUGGAUCUGUUGAGCCUCAAUGGUCCUCCCAACCUGCGGCGCAACCCUCGUCGCGGGAAAUCAAAUGCGAAGACAACUUUUAA
Molecule: messenger RNA, 945 nt
Organism: Spodoptera littoralis (African cotton leafworm)
Lineage: Eukaryota; Metazoa; Arthropoda; Insecta; Lepidoptera; Noctuidae
Source: the annotation of a GenBank genome assembly